UUUGAAUUCUAUUUUAGUCAGCAGACGGUUCACAUUUAGGUCCGCAUUUUUUUUUAUAUAUAGAAAAACUUGACGGUAUAUUAGUGACGGAAUGAGAAACUCACCGAUGCGAUAAUCUCCAAAAAUAGAAGGGAAAGUAAAUAAUUCACAGUGAAGGUGUAAUCAAAUGUUUGGACUAAUUUUUGUUACGGAAUUGAGUUGAGGUUAAGGCCAAAAAAGUAUAACAUAUGGGCGGUUGUCUACCUCUUUUUUUCCUUUUUCUUCGUAAUUUUUUAUUCAUUCUACAAAAUCAUCGUGAUUGAAGUUCCACUUUUUUUUUCAAUUGUUAACCUUUGAACUUGUAAGGUUUUUAAAUAAUCUUUACUAUAAACGAUAUUUGCCCGCGGAUAAUUCGUAAACGAAAAGAGAGCUUUUUCAUUUUGAAAAUAACGCAUAAACCGGAAGUGAUCUCGCGAGUCUUCAUUCCCGCGAGUUUGACGUUCACCAGUGCCGCAUCGAUAAUUUGCGACGGACGUCUUGCAUACUGAACAGGGAACAGCUGGUUGUCAAUUUUUUGUCAGUUUCCUUCUGACGUACGAAAAUCACUGAUAAAAAAAAAACAGUACUCGUGUACAGGUCUCAAGAAGGCGGGAACGGCAUGGAAGAAGAAAAGACAAGUGGUAAAGAAAAACAGUUGACAAUCAGAGGAUGGAAAUUUUAUUCGUGCCGCUUUCAUGCGUAGAAGAUUUUGGCAUUCAUAGUUUGACCAAGUAACUUCGACCCAAAAAACGCUGUCAUCUUCGCACGAUCCUGGCUGGAAUGAUCCACCUAAGUGGGCUUUUUCACCAUCACCAGGUGCAGGAGCAGUGCCCACAAAACGAAUGUUGAACAAGAGAGUGGCUUUUCCUCUGAAUUCCGGAUCCCCAGGAACAAGUUUGAACAACAAUCAGGCACCUCCUGGCUUACCGAGCAGUCUCCCUCCUCCUGUACAAUCUUCUCCUUUGACGUCAGCACCUCACCGGCCUCUUUCGAUACCGUCAGGAAAAACUGAAUCUCCAUGUUCCACAAUUAUAGCUUUUGACAAGGAUCAAGCUCUGAUCGAAACUGUAGAAAACUUUGAUGCGGUUAUGAGCCAAGAACUUGAAUUUAGUAACAAAAUAGAGGAAGUUCAAAGAAGAUUGGAUGUUUUGAAAGUCAUGUGGAAAGAGGAUAAAUUGAAGGAAGAAAUUUGUGAUAAAGUGCUAAAAAUUUCCCAAGCUCUGAAAAACAAUGACGCCGAAGCUGCUGAUAAAAUCCAUGUUUCACUCGUUAUGGAGAAUGCAGCAGUCUGCAAUACAUGGAUUUCUGGCAUUAGACACAUGAUCCUUGAAUUGAGAGAGAAAUCGAGUCAGCGGGACACAGCAGUUUUGUUAAAUUCCACUGCUUAUCUUCUUCCAAAAGCGGAAAAAGGAGAAGAAGCUUUAUGAAUUUUGCAAUACAUUGAAUAUUUGUUAACAAUAAUAAAUGAAUUAUUAUAUAUCUAUUA
This is a messenger RNA of Venturia canescens, 1504 nucleotides long. RefSeq names its product steroid receptor RNA activator 1-like. Gene Ontology annotation, biological process: regulation of transcription by RNA polymerase II. The coding region runs from base 861 to 1445 and encodes 194 amino acids. The record is from RefSeq and is a predicted model, not a curated record. NCBI's taxonomy places the organism in Eukaryota, Metazoa, Arthropoda, Insecta, Hymenoptera, Ichneumonidae. Gene Ontology annotation, cellular component: nucleus. The transcript has 3 exons.